Mercenaria mercenaria is the source of this 4142-nucleotide messenger RNA. Its product is annotated as hyccin-like. Gene Ontology annotation, cellular component: plasma membrane. Bases 1 to 1485 code for a protein of 494 amino acids. The transcript is spliced from 10 exons. Gene Ontology annotation, biological process: phosphatidylinositol phosphate biosynthetic process; protein localization to plasma membrane. Lineage: Eukaryota; Metazoa; Mollusca; Bivalvia; Venerida; Veneridae. The record is from RefSeq and is a predicted model, not a curated record.
AUGGAAGUAUAUUUCACUGAGUGUGUCCAAGAGGAGCUGCAUAGUUAUGCUGCAUCAAUUUGUCAUAAUGGAGAGCUGAUAUCAAGCCUGAAUUCUCUCUUUGAGGAACAACCAAAUCCUGAGAUAUUAGAUCCAGUGUGUCAUCAGUUGUUUGAGUUUUACAGAUCCAGUGAAAGUGAGCUGCAACGAUUUGCCCUCGAACUGGUUCCUUCACUACUCUGGUUGUACCUGGCUUGUGUCAGCAGGGGAGAGAAAUCUAAAUGUGGUGGUGUUGAAGCCUUUCUGUUGUCAGUGUACAAUUUGGAGAGUUGCAAUGCAGAUGGUACACCGAAAGUUAAAACUUCUAGAAUUCCUGUAUUUUCCCAACAUUCUAUAUACCAUGAGCCACAGACAAUAAGCUGUUCUCCAUUGUCCGAGUCAGCAUUGUUAAGAUUCAAUGCUGAGCCCACAGUUUACCAAGAUGGUCCCCACCCACAGUAUGAAUCUGUCAAUGGACAGAACCGGCACAGUAUCCUGGCAUACUUACUGCAGUGUUACCAUAACAACAUAUCUAACUUGUCAGCAAGAUCUUAUAAAACCUUCUGCAAGAUGUGCUCCAGGAUAGUAACCACAGGUUUCCACACACUAAUGCAAGUUGGUGAAGAUGAUGAUGAUGUUAUUAGUACAACUACAAACCUAACAGAAAUGUCACAACAGGUCAGUCAAAGUGGGGAACUCAGUCCAAGGAUAAGUGUCAGUCCAGCAUUACUCAUUGAUAUGCUGUCCUGUCUGUAUUACAUCAUGUUUAAUGGACAGGCAGGGCCGGGAGCACAGGCUAUUGUAGAUAUUCACUACAGGGCCUGUUAUGAACUUUUCCCUGAUGUUAUGCUUGUAACAAAUGCAAUACGGAAUUCAUUGAGGGAGAAUCCUAGUGGACAGCCAGAUGAUGGUCCGAUAGGUUUGAGUCUUGCCUUGUCACCAGCGUCAUCGAGUUACACCUUGUCCAAAACAGCAAUAACAAAUGCCUCCUUCAGAGCCAAAAAGUUGCCAGACGAUAUUCCUGUGCAGCCAGAGGAGUCUAACAAACUGCCGACAAUCUCGGAGGACGAUGCUUCAGCCAAACCCAAAAUUUCUAAGUCCAAACAGAUGAAGAAAGAAAAGGGAGAGAAAUCUCGCACCAAAGAAAAGGAAUCAAGAAAUUUAAAUAACUCAAUAAGCAGUGGAGAAAUGACUUUGGACAAUGUGCAAGUAGCACAUGCUCGAGGUUCACAAAGAAGUAGUAUUGAUACUAUAGAACUGACUUCGUUUACAAAAGGAAAAGAUGGUGAUUUAAAUUCAUCACCACACACCACCAAACAUAGUUCUCCAAAUGUAAAAUCCAGCAGUGGAAUAAAGACAAGUAUAUCGAAUAAAGAUAUAAAAAAUACAAAAAUGUCGGGUGGACACACACGCACCCACUCCGGAGGAUCUUCUGCGGGUUCAGAAAACUAUAGCACUGAUUUAUGAAUAUUUUAUACCUCAUUUUCUAUUCUCAAAGGCCAUAUUUUCAGAAAUUGUUUAUUUGACUCGAUACUUUCAUUUUCUACUCUCAAUGUGCAGUGUACAAGAACUGUAACUCCAACUUGCUUACUUUUUGAAUUAUUUCCCUUUAGUUGAUUUUGUCAUAACUCUCAAACUCUUGUUGCAUGUAUGAUUUAUUUCAAAAUGUAUAUUUACCAAACACCCCACUGUAAACCUAAUUCUUUAGCUUGGUUAAUCUUAUAUCACCUUUAUUUUCACAAGUUGAUAGACAAAAAACUUAUUCUGGUUGUUAACCAUUCAAAUUUGUUAACACUAUAUGGGAAGUUGGUUUGUGAUAUUCAUAAAGGUGUUAAAUGUGCAUUUUAUUGAGAUACUUAAUACUGCAAAAUCAUCGACACUGAUGUAGUCAGUUUCAUUAUACUGUGGUUGUGUUAAUCCACAAAAUUCAGUCCUGACAAAUAUUUUGUUUUUAUAUUAUACAGUCAAAACUCGGUAUCUCAAACUCGCUUACCUCGAAAUUCCGCUUAAGUCGAAGAAAUUUUCAAGUCCCGUCAAAUUUCCUUCUAUAUGUAUGUAAUUCAACUCCGGUUACGUCAAAAUUUGACUUACCGAGACUUCGGAUAUGUCGAAAGGGAUUUUCAGUCCCGUCAAUAAAAUUCAAGUGCAUUGUAAACUCGGUAAGUCGAAGUGAGGAAAAAAUGCGAUAACAUUUCACACAUCUCAUCGUGAAUGUGGUUGGUUUUUAACACCUGCCCAAGCUUAUUGCCUAACCAGAAUGUGAUGCCGACACAUCAAAGGUGCGGCGAUAAUCAAAGUGAAAUGAUGUCAUACUUGUUUGCACGUGCCAUAAUGAUAAUUGUUUGAUGUAAACAUUAGAUUUCUUAAUCAGCGGUCAUUUCUUUUUGAAACUUUAAGCAAAUUGCUUUUAAUCUAAACUAAUGAAUUAGUUAGUUUGAACAGCUGGGAUCUUUGAUAAGGAUUAAUUAGAGGUAAUCGCGAUGAGAAUGUAUAAAAAAUUAACAUCUUUGGGGAAAAGCAUCAUUCGUUCAAAAUGUCAGAUCGAAAUGCUGUCAAUCCUCCGGGAGAGAAACGUGGUACAAAAAGGAACUUUGCUCAAAAACAUUUGAGGUUAGUAUCAUUUUCAUUCUUCAAAAAACAGAAAACUUUGGUAAACACAAACUGCUCGGAAUCGUUUACGUGUAUAGUGCCGACACAGCAUCACGGAAACAGCUUUUAUUUUUUAUUAAAACUUCUCGUAACUAAACCAACUUUUUUCAUCUUUUCGUCCAUACGUCCCUUCUCAUAACUCGAAUUUCGGUUAUCUCGAAAUAAAAAGCACGGUCCCUUGAAAUUCGAGAUAUCGAGUUUCGACUGUAUUUGAAAUCCCAUUGAAACAGUUGAAACUGCAAAAUUUCAUGUCCAGUAAAUGAUUUCACAGUAUUAACCAGUUUUACAGUAUUCAGUUCCAUUUCAUAAUAUGAGCCGUGCCAUGAGAAAACCAACAUAGUGGCUCUGCGAUCAGCAUAUAUCCAGACCAGCCUGUGCAUCCGCGCAGUCUGGUCAGGAUCCAUGCUUUUUGCUGACAGUUUCUCCAAUUCCAGUAGGCUUUAAAAGUGAACAGCAUGGAGCCUGACCAGACUGCGUGGAUGCGCAGGCUGGUCUUGAUCCAUGCUGGUCACAAACCCACUAUGUUGGUUUUCUCAUGGCACAGCUGAAUUAUUAUAUUAAACACAGAGUUUUAUAAUUUGCUGUUUUUCAAAAUGAGCUAUCAAGAAAAAUCUCAUUUGCAUAAUUUUUGUUCAAGAUGUAUCUCUUCAUUUAAUGUAACUGAUUAUUGUAAAAGCACAUAUUUUUGAUGGGUCAAAAUUUGAAAAUUUGAGUGUGUUCGCGAGGUUUAAUAUUGGUGAAAUUCUUAAAAUGGUAUCCUAGUUUAAUUUGAAUUAUACUAAUGGUAGAUAUUUUUGCAAGGCCCUACAUCUCGUGAAUAUAGCGAAAAUCAGCCCCUCGUGAAAAUUUCUGCUUUUACAGUAUGCAUACAGAAUUUGCAAGUCAUGUUAUGAUUACAUAUUCGCAGGCCUCCUUGGCUAAGUGGUUACAGUCUCUGACUUGGAAUCACCUGCCACUCAGCCACUCACUGCUGCGGGUUUGAAACCACACUUAGAUGUAGAAUUCUUUCAAUUGAGGCAGUCAUCCAGAUGACUUACUGAAGGCUGGUGGUUCUACCUUGGUUCCUGCUUGUGCCUGAAAUUAAGCUUGAGGGAGUCACCUGUUCCUUUCCUUCACCACUGAAAGCUGGAAAGUUGCCAUGUGACCUAUAAUUGUAUCAGUGUGACGUUAAACCCAACAACAACAAUUUUCUUUUUUAGCCCACCAUCACCAGAUGGUGGGCUAUUCAAACCUCCCUGUUUGUAUAUUUUUGGGAGGUGGGGGAGCAAAAAUGACAGGAUUCCAAUAUGUAUGAAAACCUGUAUUUUGUAAUGGUGCCCCUUUUUAUAAACUUAUAUAAAGUGGUACAAAAAUUUCUGUGUUGAUUAUAACAACAAAACAUCAUAAUGUUCAGAAUAAAAAAAAUAAAACUCUUGAAAAUCUGUACAGUGUAUAUUGUUUUAAGAGGAUAAGGAAAUAAAAGUAUACAAAACUUU